This is a messenger RNA of Diabrotica virgifera virgifera (western corn rootworm), 1008 nucleotides long. RefSeq lists its product as uncharacterized. The transcript is spliced from 2 exons. Lineage: Eukaryota; Metazoa; Arthropoda; Insecta; Coleoptera; Chrysomelidae. Bases 140 to 613 code for a protein of 157 amino acids. The record is from RefSeq and is a predicted model, not a curated record.
GCAAUGGUCCAAGGUGGAGGCGAUCAGCGGGACAGCAACGGUCCAAGGUGGAGGCGGUCAGCGGGACAGCGACGGUCCAAGCUGGAGGCGAUCAGCAGGACAGCAACGGUCCAAGGUGGAAACGUUCAGCGGGACAGCAAUGGUCCAAGGUGGAGUCGAUCAGCGGGACAGCAACGGUCCAAGGUGGAGACGGUCAGCGGGACAGCAACGGUCCAAGGUGGAGUCGAUCAGCGGGACAGCAACGGUCCAAGGUGGAGACGGUCAGCGGGACAGCAACGGUCCAAGGUGGAGUCGAUCCGCGGGACAGCAACGGUCCAAGGUGGAGACGGUCAGCGGGACAGCAAUGGUCCAAAGUGGUGGCGAUCAGCGGGACAACAACGGUCCAAGGUGGAGUCGAUCAGCGGGACAGCAACGGUCCAAGGUAGAGGCGGUCAGCGGGACAGCAACGGUCCAAGUAGAGGUAAUAGGAUCACCGGAACAGCCGAUAACGAUUCGAUUCAAUUUCAACACCGCGAGCCUUGCUUCUGGGUAUGCAGACGAUUCUUUGAAUCGUCCCACCAGGGGUACCAAAUUAUGUGUAGGACGCUUCACCUGUGGUAAAAGGACCUGGUGAAUAUCUCCUGUCCUUCACACAAGAGGGGAACCAGCUUCUAUAGUGGUUGAUAUAAUUAGACUCUGAUAUUCUUUGUCGAGUCGAAGCAAGGUGUAAAUCGGUGUUGAAAUGAUUAAAAUACGUGUGAGAUAAUUAGUUUAUUUAACACAAACACUAAUAUUUACAAGUAUCGUACAAAAUAAUUAUUAUUGUUUUUACUACAACAAAAAAACAUACAUAAAUUUGCUAUGUGCAAUUGACAGUAAAGUGAACCGCGAUUUAAGAGUGAAACAUGUGAUUAGUAACAAGUGAGAGAAGAUUCGCGUGAAAAACCGUGUAAUGCGAUAGGAAAAUACGAGACGUGAAUACUUUCAGAGUUGAGCGAGAGACGCGACCGAUUAGCUCGGUAGUUGACG